ACAGAAUUUUUUCCAUCAUGAUGGUAUCUAUAAAAAUAACGUUUCGAACGUAUCGAUAAUCAUUUUUCUAAAGCACUCCAAUCAAUUCAUAAUGUUCUUCAACGUAGGUUUAAGCGUACCAUUGGUCACCACCAAUGCCUAUAUGACAAUGUGCAGCUGUUAUGGUUAUCCAUUACAACAUCGUUGUUGUCGCCGAUGUUAUCAGAUGAAUGUGGCUGGUUAUCCUGCAAUUGUUCCAACACCAAUCGUACCGGCUAUAGUUCCAUCGGUAUCGAUUAUAAGCCAUACCACAAGAGUCUGUGCACCGCCAGCACCUGUAAUUGUACAACGUCCUUGUUCAUAUCCGCGAAGAUCAUCCGUUUGUUCAAAUCGACGACGAUGAUGCUGCCGCCACCAUUGCUACUACGACGACAAAAACGAAAACAUCAUCAAUCAAUUUCAACAAUCAUUUAACGUAGGCGUAUUCUAUAUAGUAUGGUAUAUGGAAUUU
This is a messenger RNA of Dermatophagoides pteronyssinus (European house dust mite), 490 nucleotides long. RefSeq lists its product as uncharacterized. The record is from RefSeq and is a predicted model, not a curated record. NCBI's taxonomy places the organism in Eukaryota, Metazoa, Arthropoda, Arachnida, Sarcoptiformes, Pyroglyphidae.